UGAAGUGCAUGUGUGUGAUUCCUUCCUCCAUGGUUCAUCCGAGCAAUAAUUUACCCGUCUGCCCAUGCAUGAGACUUCUCCUUACAGUUAGAUCAUCGCUUUGUAGAACAUUCAGGUUGUUGCAACAUGGUGUUUGCAAGUAUAAGCCUUGCAUCAAAGGCAGGACGAUGGAGAACUAACUUCAUUGAUCAAGUUAGGAUUUAUGUCAAGGGUGGAAGUGGUGGUCAGGGCUAUCCUUCCUAUGGUGGGGAAGGAGGCAGUGGUGGAGAUGUCUAUGUCAAAGCAAGCAAGACUGUCACCAUGAAAGAUUUAAAAAACAAGAAACGUUACUCUGCUGGAACAGGAGAAAAUAGUAGGAUUCGAGCUUUGCAAGGGUCAAAAGGAAAUGAUGUCACCAUCAACGCCCCACUUGGCAUAUGUGUCACAACAGAUAAAGGGCAAGUUCUGGGAGAUCUUGAUCAGGAAGGGAAACAGGCAUUGGUUGCAAAAGGAGGCCCAGGAGGUUUCAAUGGCAAUAAAUGGUCUGGACAGAAGGGGCAAUGCCUUAGCAUCAAGUUGAUUCUGAAACUCAUCGCAGACGUUGGACUUGUUGGUUUUCCAAAUGCAGGUAAAUCAACGUUGCUGAAAGCUUUGUCAAGAAGUCAACCCAAAAUUGCAGACUACCCAUUCACAACCAUCAGACCUCAAGUUGGAGUAAUUGAAUAUCCUGAUCAGAGACAAAUUAGUUUGGCUGACCUACCUGGAUUGAUAGAGGGCGCUCACAUGAACUAUGGCAUGGGCCACCGAUUCCUGCAGCACGUAGAAAGGACCAAAUUGUUGCUUUUUAUGGUAGAUGUUCAUGGCUUCCAACUAUCUGACAGACAUCCAUUCCGAAGUGCCUUUGAAACUGUCAUGCUUCUCAAUCAGGAGCUUGAGCUGUAUAAACAAGAGCUGACUGGUAAACCUGCCAUUCUGGCAUUGAACAAGAUAGAUGUGGAGGGUGCUGAUGGUUAUAUGAGAGAAGCAAGACGGUUAAUUCAAGAGAGGGAUUUUGCCAGUAUUUCUGAAGAGCUAAUGGCAGAAUCUGUCAUGAACUUUGAGGAUGUCAUCCCUGUCUCUGCCAAGGAGGGUUUUGGCCUGGACCUCCUGACACAGAGAAUACGGACUGUCAUUGAUGAUUAUGAGGAGGAGUUGAAAGAGCAAGAUCAGAGAGAGAAGGCUGGACAUGGAUGAAAAUUGACAGUCAAUUCCACAACAUCGAUUUUGCUGCCAAAGAAGCUAGAGUAUAUGCUCUGCUGCUAAGGAACACUAGAGCCUUGAGCAUGCUGCUUUAGGACUCUAAAUCCCCCAGCAUCAAUUCUGUUGCUGAAGAAUGAAGAACACUAAAAUCUACAGUACCAGUUCUGCUGCAAAAGAGUUCUAGAACCUUCAGCAUCAAUCUGUUGCCAAGAACACUAAAUCUGAUGUUCUUUUGCCAAAGAAAACUAUAACUUGGGGAUCGGCUCUGGUGCCUUAGAGUGUAUGGUGCUUGUGACAUACAAAUAUUUACAAGAUGUUCGUUCACACAUAAAAGGUUUCAUGCUAAAUUUUGUAUAUUUGGCAGUAAUGAACAAAACAGUUUUAUUAAUCAUCAACUACUGUUAUGAGACUUUAUGUUCAGGCUCAUUUUAUAAACUAUGGGUAUCCAGCUGUGGCUUUGUAGGUUUAAAAAACAGAAUCCGAUAUGUUGCACAACCUGUUUUAAUGCCAGUUGUUUCCGUUAUUCCAUGAUGAUAUGUCACAUCACAGGAUGUAGUGCAUAUACACUGACUGCAUCAUUUACCGUGGUUACACAGUUGAGCUUUAAAAAGCUCAGACUUUCCCAGUGUACCAUGUGUGUUCACUUCUAUUCUCUUCUGGAUCUGAUACAUGGAUUUAUGCUCACUAUCAUUGACAUUUGUGUAGGAUUACUUUAAACGGUUCAUUUGACUUCUUGGUAUAAUUAUAUAUCCACUGAUUUGUUCUUUCAGAAAUAUGAGUGAAAAGAUGGACUUACACAAAAGAAUAACCCAUAACAAAAAUUAUUGUAAUGCAACUAUUCAAUAAACGUCUCACAAAGUGCA
Molecule: messenger RNA, 2081 nt
Organism: Acanthaster planci (crown-of-thorns starfish)
Lineage: Eukaryota; Metazoa; Echinodermata; Asteroidea; Valvatida; Acanthasteridae
Product: GTP-binding protein 10-like
Cellular component (GO): mitochondrion
Molecular function (GO): magnesium ion binding; GTPase activity; GTP binding
Source: RefSeq, a predicted model, not a curated record